GCCUCCUGGAAGGCGGCGCCGUCGGCCUGGUGGGUCCCGUGGGUGGCGGCCACGCUUCCUCGCUGGCGGCGUCGGUGUGCGCCGCGCUGCGGGUGCCCCAGCUGGAGACCGAGGAAGAGGCGGCCGACGGACCUUCACCCUCGACAUGGCCCCGUCGCCGCGGGUGAUGGCGGACGCCUGCGCUGACCUGUUGGAACGCAUGGGCUGGCUCUUCGUCGCCUACCUCUACGAGGACGCCGCAGGCCUGGAGCGACUCCAGGAGCUGGAGAGAGAGGAUGACAUGUCCGACCGCAAGCUGCUCGCCUUCGACCUGUCCGAGGACGACGUGUGGUCGGAGCUGGUGGAGUCGGGGUACCGCAACAUCAUCAUCGACGUGGAUGAAAGCCGCAUCGAGGACGUUCUGAUGCAGGCGCAGGAGGCCGGCCUGGUGACGGAGAUACACAGCUACCUGCUCGUGUCACUGGACGCCCACGUACCGGGCAGCCGGCCUGCCCUUCGGCAGGCGAUGGCCGAAGCCCGGGUGUACAGCUUCCGCAUGCUGGAACUGGACGACUACGACUUCACUCUACUGGGCCGCCGACUGGUGCGCCAACAUCCAGAGCUCACCGCUGGCGGGCGAGAGAAGCAGACGCAGUUGGCGCUGCUGCACGAUGCCGUCCACGUGUUUGCGGCGGCGCUGCACAACCUGUCGACAAGCGGGGGCAGCCUGGAACCGAACGCGGUGGAAUGUGAUACCGCCACCUAUCUGAAUGACGGCCAGAGCCUUCUGGAUGCCCUGAAGAGCGUGAGCUACGAUGGAUUCACAGGAGAGGUGAAUUUCGACGAGGGCGGGGAACGGGAGCUGGACGACCUGCGGCUGUUCGAGUGGCACCGAGGCCGCAGCGAACACGUGGCCACGUGGAGCGCAGAAAAGGGCCUGGACUUUGUGCACGACCCGUACGAUGACGAUGGAGUUCCGGGAGGCGAGGGUGUUGACGACUCCAUUGACGAGAACUCCCUCGAGAACCGGACUAUCAUCGUGACCACCAUUCUGUCACCACCGUUCGUGAUGCUCAAGGAGGGCGCCGAGAAGCUGGAGGGCAACGAUCGCUUCGAGGGCUUCUGCGUGUCGCUCAUCGAGAAGGUGGCGCACCUGCUGGGCUUCCACUACAGGCUGAACGUCAUCGCGGACGGCCGCUUCGGCGCCGAGCAGGAGCCCGGCCGCUGGAACGGCAUGAUCGGAGAGCUGCUCGCCGGGAAAGCGGACAUGGCGCUGGCCCCGCUGACCAUGACCUCCCGGCGAAGCGCCGUGGUGGACUUCACGGUGCCCUUCAUGACGCUGGGCAUCGGGCUGCUGAACGCACGCGAGGACGAGACCGUGAUGCACACUUUCCUGAGUCCCUUCAGCGCCGCACUGUGGUGCGCCGUGGUGGCGACCGUGCUCGUCGCCAUGCUGUUGCUCAGCCUGGUGGGCCGACUCUCCCCGCUCGAGUGGCGUCGCAUCAGCGACUCGCGUCUCGACACCGACUACACGCUGGGCAACUGCUUCUGGAUGCUCUUCAGCGGGCUGACCUUGCAGCGCGUCACGCUCAUGCCCAAGGCCCCGUCCACCGUGGUGGCGAUGGUGUCGUGGUGGCUCUUCUCUCUGGUGGUGAUGGUGGCGUACGCGUCGGUGUUGGGAGAGUUCAUCGUGCGCUACCGGGACCGGCCCAUGCUCGACAGCCUGGAUGACCUUCUCCGUCAGAAAGAGAUCAAUUACGGAACGCUGCACCACGGCUCCACGCACGACUUCUUCCAGCGGUCAACUUUCCCGCAGUACAUGAAGCUCUGGCAGGGCAUCCAAAGCCAGGGCGACGAAGCGUUCGUGAACAGCUACGCCGAGGGCCUGGAUCGCGUCAUGACCGGCUCGUACGCCAUGUUCAUGGAGUCACCCGCCCUCGAGUACCUCGAGAAUCGGUACUGCGAGGUGGAGCAAGUGGGAGAAAUCAUCGGCUCCUCGGGCUAUGCCCUCGCCCUGCCCAGGGGGAGCGCGUUCCGGUCGGAGGUGUCGGCGGCCAUCAUCCGUCUGAAGAGCGAGGGCACCCUGCAGCUGCUUCGUCACUACUGGUGGCGCGAGCGGGGCGCCGUCAACUGCCCUCGCGAGCAGCCCGUGUACCGGCCCACCCCGUUCACGGUACGCUUCGGCCGCCUCAGUCUGGUCUUCGUCUUCCUCCUGCUGGGGCUCGUCAUCACCAUGCUCGUCAUGCUCUUCAUCUUCGUGCGCGGACACGCGCGGAAAAACCUCAGCGCCGAGUCCAUGAGUGCCGUGUGGAACACCCUGGUGGAAGAGCUUCGCGCGGCGAUGCUCUGCCGCAAAGAAAAGCAUGCCAAGGAGGAAGAGGACGCGGCCAAGGACCAGGAGGCGGCCACGACUCCCGCCACGGCGCAGCCGCAGCAGCCCACCAUAACCACUCCGAAUGACACCGCUCCGUGAUUCCUAUACGUGGCGCUGGACAUUGGCCUUGCGCAUUCGAGGCGCGCGAAGCAGCACAACAGAUCAGUAGCCGGCCCGUGGCCCUCGACGGUCUCCGCUACACCGUACUUCGCAGAGCUCGCAUUCGUCCGCGCAAAACAGUCCUCUUCUGAAUUGCGAAACCAACGUCCUUGCCAGAAUGAGUUUUUUUUUUUUACAUCUAUUUAAGAGUUUUGCCUUCUGCCACAAUGGAGUACUUCUUGGAAUUGGCUUAUACACCGAUAAGGCACUUCAGUCGGCUUCGUUUCGUUUAAUUUCCAGUGAAACGGGACUGCGAGUAUCAGUACAUGAAAUGAAAAUUAGACGAAAAUGUGCGCUCCCGGUCAUGACAAACAGCGGCACGUCAAUGUGGCGAUACGAGGAACCCAACGAUAAGAAGGUGAAGUUGCGCAGGUUUCUGCGAAGUCUUUCACGCAUGCAAAUAAGGAAAGACGAAAAGCCUUAAUUCUGCUGUACCGCGCACUUCAACGCGUCGUUACAGUGAUCUCCGUUAAUCUGAAUUCCAUGACCGUGUGGACCGUUAUGGAACCUUAGUUCCGUUUCGGAAUCAUUUCGUUGAGCUUUCUUGAAGCUGAACCUCCGAUGGCUAAACGGGCCUUUAAGAUCCCUUCAAUAUCUGCGCUGACAUAUCAGCGCGGAUGUUACGCCACAUUGGGGGCCGCAUUUUCAGCAAUCACAGCGCGAACUAACUGUUCGCGUGACAAACUGCGUCGUAAAUUGUAUUUUUGCGAUCACGUCACACUGAAAAAAUUCAGCGGUGCCAGUGAUGAGGGGAUAGGCACCCACCAGAGAAAGCAAGUGAUGGACCUCGAAAACCUUCACGUCUGGAGGCUUGUAAUGUAAUGCAGGAAAGGACCACAUAGCGAGAAAAUAAGUAGUAGCAGAGGACGAGAACGUAUGAAGGAUAGCAUGGCUUUUUUUUAUGUUUCCUUAGAUAAACCAUAGCCUCCAAGAUAAUUAGCGUACGUGCCUCUCUAUCUCUGAGGUCAUGGAUGCGCAAGCCACUGAUGUGAAACAUGAAAAAAUUAAAGAAGAUGAAAUGUCAACGCUGGGAUACAAACUAUUCAUAGCAAAGGUUAUUGGAAUCGAAGAACGCUUCCUUAUUCAGGUGGCUGUGAAAAGUUGCUUGGGCGUUACAACUCAACACACUUCCAAACGCUGCCAUCUGCUUUUCGAGUCGCCCGCUGCUGAAAACGCUUAGGAGAGGAAUCAAAUGACGCCAUGUUGCUGAUACGGGAAGCAAAGUGAGAUUUUAGACGACCUCUGCAGAAUUAUCGGCUCAUUAUAUCAGUUGAUGUCUCAAAACACGUUUCCGCAGCCUGCCGCGUCAUCUGGUGCUAUAGUCUACUUUGUUAAUUGGAGUUCGUUACAGCGUAAAAUGUCGAAGUUGAAGCCGCACUCAUUAUGUCAUGUACUCGGUCAUCUUGGCACCGUGCCCAAAGGUUACUGCGCGGUGCAGUACGAAUUACUGUUUUUGCUAGGCGUGCGAGAGCAGUGUACCGCAACAGACGUGAUUCCCGAAGAGCCAUUUUUUUAAUCGUUGACGUGUUGUAGCUCUGGCUUUGCUUUCAACAUCGUAAGCUUCACAAAGCAGGCAAUUACAUGAUGGAUCUCGUUUUUUUUUCUUUCAGUCAGCGAUGAGGCUUCUGAUGCGCAAAAAAGUGCGUGGCCGUGUUUAUUCUUCAAGCAUUUGCAAGAUAUGCUGCUGUCUUCGAAAAGAUAUUCUUCUAUUUCCAUAUUUUACAUUGUUACUUAGUGGUUUCUCCUGUGCCAUUACAAGAAAACACAACUUGUCAGGCGUGUAAACACGGGGCUGUGGUGAAUAUUGGUCCCUGCUGCAAACUUCAGUCCUGAAAAAAAAGCAUUGCCUAUGAUUAUUUGGUUCCUCGAACAAAAUUACAAUGAGGAAGAGAUAUGCUGGUCAUUCGGCACAUUUUCUUUGCCUUCGCUUAAGCGUAGUUUGAAUGGUUAUGUGUGAUAGUUCGUUAUUUUAAUUUAGAUAGGUAUAUAAUGGUCACACAGCUCCAUCAAUGAUUUCUAUUCGCUUAGAUUGACGUCUCAUAAGUUACACGUGCAGAAGUUCACACUUCCAGCAUUAAUUCACCACUUGUUUUUUCAAAGAUCACUUAUUUUCCACAACCUCCUUGAUUCGAUGGAAGCACCUGUUUGCAUGACUGAAGAGUAUGCAAUUCAGGUGUUAAAGGUGAGCUCGUGAUUGUAGCUGACCACCGCUCACAACUGGAGAAGACGCAAGACAUCAGAUAAGGAAUUGUCCUGCAUCCGACUGUUGAUGCUACUUUUCAUAAUUUCCACAUGACGCUUAGUGUUCGGAUGGCUCAGCGCAAGUUGUGUAAAGUUAGUUUGACAAUAAAAAAACUCGUUCA
Messenger RNA from Dermacentor silvarum, 4875 nucleotides. Its product is annotated as probable glutamate receptor. Gene Ontology annotation, molecular function: transmitter-gated monoatomic ion channel activity involved in regulation of postsynaptic membrane potential; glutamate-gated receptor activity. Gene Ontology annotation, cellular component: postsynaptic membrane; plasma membrane. The coding region runs from base 146 to 2452 and encodes 768 amino acids. The transcript has 13 exons. Gene Ontology annotation, biological process: synaptic transmission, glutamatergic; monoatomic ion transport; modulation of chemical synaptic transmission. NCBI's taxonomy places the organism in Eukaryota, Metazoa, Arthropoda, Arachnida, Ixodida, Ixodidae. The record is from RefSeq and is a predicted model, not a curated record.